Messenger RNA from Haemonchus placei, 1038 nucleotides. Lineage: Eukaryota; Metazoa; Nematoda; Chromadorea; Rhabditida; Trichostrongylidae. The record is from the annotation of a GenBank genome assembly.
AUGGCUGAUUACAUAGAUGAAGCGGCAGAAAGAGUAUUAAGCGAACUUCAAAACGAGCCUUGGUAUCACGGUGCACUGCCACUAGAAGAUAUCGGAGCGCUCGUUGCUGAACCAGGAAGCUUCCUCAUACGAGAGCUCGAACCUGAAGAAGGGAGAAUCCCAAUGCCAUGUUUGACCGUUCGUUUCGAAGGGCAAUUGAAAGACUAUCCGAUUCAUGCCGUGCAGGCAGAAGAUUCACGACAAUUCACCAUUGAUGGCAAAAACACAUCAAAAACCGUCGUUGGCCUUGUACAGAAACACUAUGAAGAAAAAUUGCCGCUACCAGAUGAGGCACUACUAGUGAAACCUGUACCAAAACAACCUUGGGAGCUAACAAAGGACAAGAUUAAAUUAAUUACAAAACUUGGAGAAGGUGCAUUUGGAGAAGUGUGGCAAGGAACAUUGCGGCAAUCAGCAACACAAACAGUACAAGCUGCCAUCAAAGUCACAAAGCUGAAAGAAGAUAACAAGAAAUAUAUGCAGGAGCUAUUCAAGGAAGCCCGACUAAUGCGACAAUAUCAGCACAUAAAUGUAGUGGCGUUCUUUGGCAUGGUGAUGGAAAAUGAAAAUGUGAUGAUUGUGAUGGAAAUGGUGAACGGAGGCGGUCUUGACCACUAUUUGAAAAAGAAUGUUGUGAGUAUUGCGGAUAAGUGUUCCUACGCGUUUGAUGUCGCUCUUGGUCUUUACUACCUACACAGCAAAAGAUGCAUGCACCGGGAUUUGGCAUGUCGCAACUGUCUAAUCGACACCCAGAAAAACAUUGUUAAAAUAUCGGACUUUGGACUGUCCAAGCAAGCCGAUACCUACAAAAUUCAACCAACUGAAAAAAUUCCCACAAAAUGGCAAGCUCCCGAAGUGGUGGCGACGCAUGUUUAUACCCGCGAGUGUGACGUUUAUUCAUAUGGGAUACUCGUCUGGGAGAUAUUCAACAACGCUAAAAUGCCAUUCGAGGAGUACGACAACAAGACGGUUCGCCAACGGGUAAGAGCUCAAUAUUAA